This is a messenger RNA of Rhodamnia argentea, 1337 nucleotides long. Its product is annotated as N-acetylglucosaminyl-phosphatidylinositol de-N-acetylase-like. Bases 399 to 1199 code for a protein of 266 amino acids. Gene Ontology annotation, molecular function: N-acetylglucosaminylphosphatidylinositol deacetylase activity. The transcript has 11 exons. Gene Ontology annotation, biological process: GPI anchor biosynthetic process. Gene Ontology annotation, cellular component: endoplasmic reticulum. Lineage: Eukaryota; Viridiplantae; Streptophyta; Magnoliopsida; Myrtales; Myrtaceae. The record is from RefSeq and is a predicted model, not a curated record.
GCGUUCUUCUCUUGCCGUUCAUUUUUUUUUUUAAUCGCCGGCGCUGUUCUGGGCGAGACUCGUGUUGUUUCUCUGGUCGGUGAGUUGAUGUCGAUUGAUGCUUUGAUUUCUUGUUUGUUUUAGGUUUUGGGCUAUAGUCGGUUACGUUCCACGAGCUUAGAUGGAUCGGUUCAGUUCUUUUCGCGUGUUUUCAUGUCACUGGUGGAAUACGAUCGCCGGAGACAAAUCUGCGCUCGUGCCAAACCUGAUCCUACCCACCCAAUUUGCCACCUCUGAGGUGCCAGUCGUGCCAGCAUAAUUCCGCUAAUGGUCAUCCUGAUUCUGAACUUGUUUGCUUGGUUGAAGAUCGAAUUUUUAUCUGUUCCCAGUGUUUCGUUUUCACGGCACAAGCUGACAUCAUGUGGCUCUUGACUUUUGCAUCACUAGUUUUUGUAUGGUUUGCAUCUUUGAUAGCAUACUUCCCCAGGAAACCUCUGUUUCUGAUUAGUGGCGAAAAUGCUAACAAGAGCAAUGUCUUGCUGGUUAUAGCCCACCCUGACGACGAGUCCAUGUUUUUCUCGCCAACAAUAAGUUAUCUCACUUCAAGGGGACAUAAACUUCAUAUUUUAUGCUUGUCAGUUGGUGAUGCUGAUGGCAAAGGAAAUAUAAGAAAAAAAGAGCUUUACGAAGCUUGUGUGACUCUCGAGGUUCCACGCCGACAAGUUAAAGUUGUGGAUCAUCCAGAUUUGCAGGAUGGGUUUGGCAACAAAUGGAAUCAUAACUUAUUAUCCAAGAUCAUAGAACAGGAAGUCCUUGCUUGUGGCAUUCACGUGGUUAUCACUUUUGAUGACUAUGGUGUUUCGGGCCAUUGCAACCAUCGUGAUGUGCAUUACGGGGUUCGGAAGCUCCUUCAACAGACGGCACGAAGAGAUAUCGAGGCCUGGGAACUUGUAAGUACCAACAUCUUACGCAAGUAUAGUGGACCAGUUGAUUUUUGGAUAUCCAUGGUGUUUGCCUCGCGUAGCCCCACUGGGUCAGUGCAUUGCUUAAUGAACGAGAAUCCUCGGAGGAGCUUCAUUGCUAUGUCGCAACACUCGAGUCAAUGGGUUUGGUUCCGCAAGCUUUUCGUUUCCUUCUCUAGCUACACAUACGUAAACACGCUAAGAAGCAUCGACAGAUCGGAGCAAGUGCAACGAAAGGGCAACGAUCAAGAAUUGUAGCAUUGUAUUUUCAUAUGAUUUAGGCAUUUUGCUGACGAUGGGGUUCUUGGAACACUGCGGAUGGAGGUUGGAUCUCUGUUGUGAGCCGAAACAAAAGAUGAAGAACUUGGAUACCGUCCGUACGAAAAGUUAUUUUCC